CUGAACUUCGUUCGAUUUUAUCUUCCUUUGCUUAUCCAGAAACAUGAGAAAGUAAUAUAUUUGGAUGAUGAUACCAUUGUUCAAGGUGACAUCCAGGAACUCUACGACACUAAGUUAGCUCCUGGACAUGCUGCAGCUUUUUCAGAUGAUUGUGAUCUGCCUUCUACACAUGAAAUGAUUAGAAGUGUAGGGAUGCAGAACACAUACAUGGGCUUCCUGGACUACAGAAAGCAAGCAGUUAGAGAUCUUGGCAUCAGCCCCAGCACCUGCUCCUUUAAUCCUGGAGUAAUUGUUGCUAACAUGACUGAAUGGAAACGUCAACGGAUUACAAAGCAGUUGGAAAAGUGGAUGCAAAGAAAUGUAGAGGAAAACCUCUACAGCAGCACCCUUGGGGGAGGUGUGGCAACCUCUCCAAUGCUGAUUGUAUUUCAUGGAAAGUAUUCCACUAUUAAUCCUAUGUGGCACAUAAGGCAUCUUGGUUGGAGUCCUGAUACCCGUUACUCAGAGCAUUUUCUUCAAGAAGCUAAAUUACUUCAUUGGAAUGGGAGAUACAAACCUUGGGACUAUCCCAGUGUUCACACUGAUCUCUGGGAAAACUGGUUUAUUCCUGACCCUUCAGGGAAGUUCAAAAUAACUCGUCCUGAUAGCUGAUACUGAAAACACUUAAAUGCAUUCAUACACUAUGUUUUGCAGUAUGCAAUAGUUUGAGAUGCAACGCGUUUUAUAAUUAACUGAUUUUAGAAAACUAAGUAUUUGUUAAAUAUGUGAAUAAAUGACCAUCAGUUUUGUGUGCUUACAGCUGGAGAGGGAGGCUAGAGUGACAGUUACACAGUUCAGAUUAUCUUUACUUUCCUGUAAGGUGAGGAAACAGUUUACACUUACAGAGGUGAUGCAUUAAA
Phaethon lepturus (White-tailed tropicbird) is the source of this 899-nucleotide messenger RNA. It is a transcript of the gene GLT8D2, whose product is annotated as glycosyltransferase 8 domain containing 2. Gene Ontology annotation, molecular function: glycosyltransferase activity. The annotation marks the transcript as partial. Gene Ontology annotation, cellular component: Golgi apparatus. The record is from RefSeq and is a predicted model, not a curated record. The transcript has 5 exons. NCBI's taxonomy places the organism in Eukaryota, Metazoa, Chordata, Aves, Phaethontiformes, Phaethontidae.